Messenger RNA from Malurus melanocephalus (red-backed fairy wren), 1458 nucleotides. RefSeq names its product tRNA methyltransferase 10A (gene TRMT10A). Gene Ontology annotation, biological process: tRNA N1-guanine methylation. Gene Ontology annotation, cellular component: nucleoplasm; cytosol; nucleus. The transcript has 8 exons. Gene Ontology annotation, molecular function: tRNA binding. Bases 505 to 1458 code for a protein of 317 amino acids. The record is from RefSeq and is a predicted model, not a curated record. Lineage: Eukaryota; Metazoa; Chordata; Aves; Passeriformes; Maluridae.
CCCAGGGGUGAUCCCGGCUCGGGGCUGCGGCCGCCGGCAGGGCGCGACACGGCUCUCCGGUGCUUGCGGCUGCCCUGUGCAGUCGUGAGGGGCUUAUCGCGUGUCUGUGUGUAGAUACACGUGUGUAUGUGUGUCUGUAUAUGUGUCGGUGGGCCUGUAUACACGUACGCGCGUGUGCGCGCAGGGCUCGGUGUGUGAACGCCCUCAGGGAAAUCGGGACGCGCCAGCAAAAACUCCKCUGGUUUUCUGGUGUCCUGUGUGUUUUCUGUGUCCUGUCACUGCAGGAAGCCAGGGGGUUGCUGUUUCCUGCCGCUUGUAGAUGCARUGUUCUCCGGUGAAGUUGUCUUAGGGGAAUUACGUGGAUGUCGAGCACAGGGGAGCUGCUAGUCUGGAAAAAUGGUGCUUGCCACUGGAAAGGAGAGAGAACUGGUGAGCAGAAAGCUUGUUUUUAAUAAAAUACUCAGCAUGUGCUGAGAAACAAGUCAGAAAACCGGCCAAAAGCUAAUGUCGUCCAGAACACCCACGGACAGUCCAGAGGUGCCAAUGGAAAAUGCCCUGCUCCCUGGAGCUCCUGAUGUGGAAGGAAAGGCGAAGUCAAGUGACAAUUCAGUAGAGAAACAGGAGCCAGGCUCAGGCAAGGAAGAAUGCCUUGAGUCCUUGUCCAAGAGGCAAAGGAAGAAACUAUUGAGGCAGAAGCAGUGGGAAGAACAGAAAGAUCUACGGAGGCAGAAACGAAAAGAAAAACGCCAGAAGAGAAAACUAGAACGUCAGUCAAAAUUGGAUUCCAGUGGUGAGGGGAAUGACAGAAAGUGCAUGCGCAGGGAAGUUGUUCCUAGCACGCUUCGCCUCAUUGUGGACUGCAGCUUUGAUAACCUGAUGGUGUUAAAGGAUGUUAAGAAGCUUCACAAGCAGAUUCAGAGAUGUUAUGCAGAAAACCGCAAGGCAUUCCAUCCUGUGCAGUUUUACUUGACCAGCCAUGGGGGACAGUUGAAGACCAACAUGAAUGAAAAUGACAAAGGAUGGGUGAAUUGGAAGGAUAUCCAAAUUAGAACAGAGCACUAUAGUGAACUAAUAAAGAAAGAAGACCUAGUAUAUCUCACCUCAGAUUCCCCAGACAUUCUCAAAGAGCUUGAUGAGAAGAAAGCCUAUGUGAUUGGAGGACUGGUGGACCACAAUCACCACAAGGGAAUUACUUACAAAAAAGCUGUAGAGCAGGGAAUUGGYCAUGCACAGCUCCCACUUGGAAACUUUGUCAAAAUGAACAGUCGGAAAGUGUUAGCUGUCAAUCACGUGUUUGAGAUAAUCCUUGCAUACCUGGAGAAAAGAGACUGGAAGGAAGCAUUUUUCAGUGUCCUGCCACAGAGGAAAGGGGCUGUUCCUCUGGGAGAAGCCAAUGAUCCAUCCACACWUGCUCUGUCUGGAAAAGAAGAUAAAGACAAUGACUCGGACAGCAACUAG